CAAGCGCUUCAGAUAGAGUUAGGACUUUCCCAACUUAAAAAUGGAAACCUAUUUUCCAUCAUCAUCCUCUGUGAAAGCUUGAGAAAAUAACAACUAAUCUACUUUGAUGGAAAUGAGUCAGAAAAUGAGUGAUGAUGAAUUAGUAAUCGUUGCCGGCGCCGGCCCAUCCGGCAUAGCCACCUCUGCAUGCUUAAACCUCUUAUCAAUCCCCAACAUAGUCCUUGAAAGAGAAGAUUGUUGUGCUCCUCUAUGGCAGAAGAAAUCCUAUGAUCGUCUUCAUCUUCACUUACCAAAGCAAUCCUGUGAGCUUCCUCACAUGCCAUUCCCUUCUGUUUACCCCAAAUAUGUACCAAAGCAACAAUUCAUCGAAUACUUGGAGGAUUAUGUGAAUCAUUUCAAGGUGAAUAUCAAGUAUAACAGAUCAAUCAUGUCUGCAACAUAUGAUGAGCUAACCAAGACAUGGUGUGUCAAGGCAAUGAACACAACUUUAUAUGAGAUGGAAGAAUACAAGACUAGAUUUUUAAUCAUCGCAACAGGGGAAACUUGUGACCCGUUUAUCCCUGAAAUUGAAGGCUUAGAUAGCUUCAAAGGGGAGGUUUUGCACUCUACCCAGUACAAAUCUGGAGAUAAGUACCGGAAUAAGAGUGUUUUGGUCGUCGGUUGUGGUAAUUCCGGGAUGGAAAUCGCUUUCGAUUUAUCAGAUUUUGGAGCAAAGACAUCUAUUGUGGUUCGAAAUCCGGUUCACAUUCUCUCCAAGGAGAUACUACAAGUUGGGUUGUUUUUGUUCAAGUUUCUUCCAUUUAAGUUGAGGGAAUUCAUUGUUGUGAUGCUCUGCAAGUUGUGGUUUGGUGACAUGACUAAGUAUGGGAUUACCAGGCCAGUUGAAGGGCCAUUUACUAGGAAAAUGAAGUAUGGCAAGUUUCCAGUCAUUGAUGUUGGGACUGCUAAGAAGAUUAAGUCUGGCGAAAUUCAGGUUUUACCAGGAAUAACAACCAUAAAAGCUAAGGAGGUGACCUUCAAGAAUGGGUAUUCGUAUCCUUUUGAUGCAAUUGUGUUUGCUACAGGCUUUCAGAGAUCAACAAACAAGUGGCUCAAGGAUGAUGGCUACCUCCUUGAUGAUGAUGGAUUUUCAAAACAAAGUUUUCCAAACCACUGGAAGGGAAGGAAUGGUCUCUAUUGUGCAGGGUUAGCAAGGAGAGGAUUGUAUGGAUCUGGCAUGGAUGCCCAAAAUAUUGCUAAUCAUAUCAAAACACUCUUAUGAAGGCUAGUCUCUGGUAAUUAAAUUUACUGAAACUGGUGGUUGUGCCACAAUAAUUGUGAAAGUAGACUUGUUUAAGGUAGAUAAGCUGUAAUGUUUGAUAUGCAUUCUAGGUCGAUAAUCCAUUCUUAGAAAUCAUAUAUACCAAAUGUAGCCUUAGUUUUCCACCCAUAAUCUUAAACAUUUAGAUUCAAUAUUUAUUUAAUGUAUAUUUGUCAUUUCAUUUUCUCAA
Messenger RNA from Macadamia integrifolia, 1490 nucleotides. Its product is annotated as probable indole-3-pyruvate monooxygenase YUCCA10. The record is from RefSeq and is a predicted model, not a curated record. The coding region runs from base 107 to 1261 and encodes 384 amino acids. The transcript is spliced from 4 exons. Lineage: Eukaryota; Viridiplantae; Streptophyta; Magnoliopsida; Proteales; Proteaceae. Gene Ontology annotation, molecular function: flavin adenine dinucleotide binding; N,N-dimethylaniline monooxygenase activity; NADP binding.